GAAAUAACCUCCCCAAUAUAAACUCGAAAUUUUCAGUGUUCGGUGGUCAGUCAAUGCAGUGAACAUUGAAGAGUGAAGUUGAAAUAAAAUAUUACGAAGAUGCGUCCAGUAAGACAAGUUACAAGAAAAAUUUCCAGCCCAACCAAACGUAUAUGUAAGGGCACCGUCCACGUUUGGAGAAACAUUUCACGAAAAAACUCUGGCACCUUCAAAAUAGACAAUUCUAUAAAGAACGAAGAACUUCACCCACAGAGCAGAUAUUUCAAAUUCAAUAACGAUCCACAGCCCGAGGUUAAUUCUGAAGGGGGCAAUAGUUCAGAAUCCAGUUCUGUUGAAGCAAAGAGGACAAAGAGGAAAAGUCUACAGCUUUCAGGUGAAUCAGACUUCUGGAGUUUAGACAGCGAUGUCGAAGAAUAGGAUUACGAAAAAAGAAAAAACGAUGUUCUGAACGAAUACCUGACGCCUCUGUUAUACUACUUCGUUAUAAGUAGUCUAAUUUGACUUAAGCGUCGGAGAAGGAUUCGUUUUCAUCGGUUUUUUUUCAGCUGAAAAAAAGAAUCUAUGAAAGCAAACCUUUCUCCGUCACUUUAGACGAAAUUUGACUUUUUUUGCUAAUUUGUUGAAGUCGAAUUUGAUUUUGAGUGUCAACGGAAAUAGUUUGUAUUAAAAGAAGUCUCAAGACUCUAUAAAGGUUCAAAAUGCUCUAGUGAAUGUUAUACAUCUUAUUUUCAUCAGUAUUUUUUGGCCUAAAUGAGCAAAACAGAAUUUCCGCAGAAACUCCAUCUCAAAUUCGAUGGAACCAAAUGAGCAUAAAAAACCAGAUGGAUAUUCUAACGUUGUUAACAUAAAUUUUUGAUUGUUCUUUCAUACAUCCUCACCAUGUAUUAAAUUGUUAUAUCUUAGUUGACAUAUCUUUGUAACUAGUCAUAAGUAACUUUUUUCAUUUUGUUAAGCAUUUUUCUGUGAUGAAAUAAAUUUCCUUUCACCGU
Molecule: messenger RNA, 989 nt
Organism: Coccinella septempunctata (seven-spotted ladybird)
Lineage: Eukaryota; Metazoa; Arthropoda; Insecta; Coleoptera; Coccinellidae
Exons: 2
Coding region: 100-417 (105 amino acids)
Source: RefSeq, a predicted model, not a curated record